Cicer arietinum (chickpea) is the source of this 650-nucleotide messenger RNA. RefSeq names its product protein DETOXIFICATION 16-like. Lineage: Eukaryota; Viridiplantae; Streptophyta; Magnoliopsida; Fabales; Fabaceae. The record is from RefSeq and is a predicted model, not a curated record. Gene Ontology annotation, molecular function: xenobiotic transmembrane transporter activity; antiporter activity. Gene Ontology annotation, cellular component: membrane. Gene Ontology annotation, biological process: transmembrane transport.
AGGGCCAAUGAUACUUGUCUGUGUAUUUCAGAAUUUACAAAUGACCACUCUCAUAUUUGUUGGACAUUUGAAUCAAGAGUUGCUUCUUGCUGGUGCUUCUUUGGCUCUUUCAAUUAUCAAUGUCACUGGUUUCAAUGUAUUGAUGGGUAUGUCAAGUGCACUAGACACAUUUUGUGGUCAAGCAUAUGGAGCAAAACAAUAUCAUAUGGUUGGAAUAUAUACACAAAGAGCUAUGUUGGUUAUCACACUUGUUAGUUUACCCUUAUCAAUUAUUUGGGCAUAUUUAGAACCCAUUUUGAUAAUUCUACAUCAAGACAAAGAUAUCGCAGCACAAGCUCAACUAUUUGCUCGUUAUGCAAUCCCAAGCCUUUUUGCCAAUGGCAUUCUUAGGAGCUGCUAUUGCAAUUUGUAUCACAAAUUGGGUUAAUGUGGUACUAUUGCUACUUUACAUCAAAUUCUCCUCUUCAUGUAAAAAGACUUGGGUUGGUUUAUCAAUGGAAUCCUUUCACAACAUCCCUCAAUUUCUCAAACUUGCUUUCCCUUCAACAGUCAUGGUUUGUUUAGAAUCAUGGACAUUUGAAGUAAUGGUGUUUCUGUCUGGUGCUCUUCCCAAUCCAGCACUGCAAACUUCGGUACUUUCUAUAUGGUUA